AGAAGUAUCCCGGAUUUGCAUGAGUUUUGUUAACGUACUGUAUUGUUUGAGAAAGUGGAUAUUCGCUAAACAAGAAAAAUGAAAAUUAAGGCAAAUAAUUGUAUUAAACUUUUUUACUAGAUACGCUGGGUUUGCGACGUGACAGUUAUAUCGUUUUAAAAUAUAACUCCGCCUGCUCGGGCGGUAUCCUCAAACAUAAGAGCGUAACCGCUCCUUUUGGAAACCCUGACAGGUGGUUGGUUGUAUUGCGCGUCAAAACACGACAAGCUGUGGUACACGUUUGUCUUUUCAUUAUUGUGCUUGUGUCAACCUACAAGACCAAUCUGCGUGAUUUGGAUAAAAAAAAUGUCUCUGGCCAAGGAUCUGAUGCACCCCAGUUUUGCAGAGCAGAAGAGACGACACAAGAAGAAGAGGCUGGUGCAGAGCCCCAACUCCUUCUUCAUGGAUGUCAAAUGUCCAGGCUGCUACAGGAUCACCACCAUCUUCAGCCAUGCCCAAGCAGUGGUACCCUGCGGGGGCUGCUCCUUUGUCCUCUGCCAACCUCAGGGGGGGAGAUGCCGACUGACUGCAGGCUGCUCCUUCAGAAGGAAACCUUGCUGAGCAGAGAGAUGGGGAAGUCAGCAAGGAGCUGCCAAUUGGCACAAACAUAGAUCUUAUAGAGAUGAAUGAGUUUCUUUAAUAAUUCCUGACUUGGGUUGGAUCACAGAAGAAUUUCGUGUUUGGUUUCAAACCAUCCUUGCCUGAGAAGUUGGCAGCAUUAAUUUUGAGAACUUUUAUUGAAAUUUCCCAUCUUAGUUUCACAUUAACAUUGAUCCAAGAAACUUGAGAAUCUUAUACCUACAAGUACCCGUUAGUUCAGAAUAGCUCAUGUCUAAUGACACGGAAUAUAACUAUUGUUUCUAAGGGUGGGAAUACCUGCAGUCAGUAGAGUCUUGAAGAGGUCACUUAGAUGAGUGAUGAAACAUUUCUCUCUCAAUACAUGUGUCCAAAUGAACUGAUUCAACUUUGUUACCUUACCUGGAUUAUUGAGCAUGCAUAAAGACAUUGAAUAUGAAUUGUAAAAUAUUUUCAUGCAUUAACUGAUCUUUUGUGGUACUUCAUAUAGAACGCCUGCAUAAUGCAAACAAGUGUUUUUGACUGCCCCUCAGGUAUGUGUGCAAAAUGUCUAUUGUUUUCAAAAUGCAAAAAAAAAAUGUCGAAUCAUGUCUUCUGUAAAAAAAACUUUUAUUAGGUUGAAAUUGGGAGGGGGGGUGAAAACAGAUCAGUCAAAUGUGAGGCUUUUUUGUACGGCGGUAGAGUGACACAGAACCAUGAUAACAAACAAUAAAACAUGUCAAAGGUUUAUUGUCUCUGGUAUGUGUGUUCUUUGGUUUGGAGAGUUCCCCUAUCAAAAAAGUGGCAUUUUACAAAAAAAUUGGAGUGCUACAACUUGUCAUUAAUCAUAC
This is a messenger RNA of Lampris incognitus (smalleye Pacific opah), 1445 nucleotides long. RefSeq names its product 40S ribosomal protein S27-like. Gene Ontology annotation, molecular function: RNA binding; structural constituent of ribosome. Bases 346 to 600 code for a protein of 84 amino acids. Lineage: Eukaryota; Metazoa; Chordata; Actinopteri; Lampriformes; Lampridae. Gene Ontology annotation, cellular component: cytosolic small ribosomal subunit; ribosome. Gene Ontology annotation, biological process: ribosomal small subunit assembly; translation. The record is from RefSeq and is a predicted model, not a curated record. The transcript is spliced from 4 exons.